ACCUGUCUACCUGACCGGACAUAUAAAAGGCAUCGACUGGCUAGCGCAGAAGUUUUAGAUCUACGCAAAAACGAAUUUACAUCUACCACGGUUUCAAAGUACCUUCCCCGUGGUCGUAAUAAUGCUGGGAUUAAACGCUUACGGUUUUCAUAUUCAUUUUACAACCUCAAGAAAUUUUUUGAUGAUUGUGGCCUUUGCGCAUCUUUGUUUAACUGGAGACGAAGAACCAAUGUUGAAGCCUAAUCCUUUGUCAAUUAAACCUCUUGCUACAAUAGCAACGUUGCAUUUAGUGGAGAAGGUGGCAAACAGUAGCGGUAACAGUUCUGAAGUGGACAACACUUGCUCACCUGUGCCAGUGUGUCCGCAAAAGAAAGAAAACGUUCAUUACGUUCAUGGCACUGCGUUUGUGGCCGAUCAGAUUGAUUACCUGGCCAUCUACUGCCAAGGAUGGGGAAUUCGUUUUCGUGGAAACGACUCUGAUCCUCUGGUUCGCGACCGCUCAUUCCAUGCCGCGGUUCCCAUUCCGGCGGUGCGCAAUGGAGAAGCAGCAUUCAUUGAAAGCGUUAUCUUAGCCUAUGAAGGGUAUAACAGUGUUAUCCUUAAGAUCGAAGUUUGGGAUGGAGAUAAGACUAUGGUCACGUAUGAUCCGCUAAAACGCCCACCCAGAAAGACUCCCGGUACUGACAUAAUAAUCGAUGUCAACCAAGUCCUCACGACAUCUAUGGGUGUCAGUGUAGGGGUUAGGUUGAGCCGUGAGACCUCCAUCACAUUGAAAUCUGCCGGUGUGCACUAUCGAUACCAGUAACAAUGAGAGGAAAACUAAAAGUGCAUCCUUCUAUGCUGGACCACAAUCACAUGUUGUAUGUACUCGUAUAACUAACAGCUGCCAACUGAUUGUGGAAUCAAGACUGCACUGGCGUUUUAGAGGUUCAGCGUGCGGACAUCUUCGAAAUCACAUCGCUAAUUGGUGGCAACCGUUUUUAUCAACCACAUCAAUCUUUCUAUUGGAAGGUCAAAUACAAUCUCGAAGAAUAAGCUUUGAAUUGAACGCAAAACGUUCUGAAACCGGAACUUUUUUGCUGUUGUGCGUGCAAGUGUUAAUUUUACUGUAGUUUAAAGGUA
Paramacrobiotus metropolitanus is the source of this 1122-nucleotide messenger RNA. RefSeq lists its product as uncharacterized. Bases 122 to 805 code for a protein of 227 amino acids. NCBI's taxonomy places the organism in Eukaryota, Metazoa, Tardigrada, Eutardigrada, Parachela, Macrobiotidae. The transcript is spliced from 3 exons. The record is from RefSeq and is a predicted model, not a curated record.